Molecule: messenger RNA, 3118 nt
Organism: Acanthochromis polyacanthus (spiny chromis)
Lineage: Eukaryota; Metazoa; Chordata; Actinopteri; Pomacentridae
Gene: wdr3
Product: WD repeat domain 3
Exons: 27
Coding region: 167-2989 (940 amino acids)
Biological process (GO): maturation of SSU-rRNA
Cellular component (GO): small-subunit processome; Pwp2p-containing subcomplex of 90S preribosome
Molecular function (GO): snoRNA binding; protein binding
Source: RefSeq, a predicted model, not a curated record
AUAAAAUACACCUGGUAAUAUUUGUAAAUGCACAAACAAGGUAGUGAUGCACUCUUUUUAAACCCAUGUGUGAUCGAUUGGUUGAGUCUAGAUCGACAGCGCCGAGGAAGACAACACAAGUUUGCUAGUAGCAUCGAUUAGCGGAUUCAGCCUCAGACGGCCCGUCAUGGGUUUGACCAAACAGUAUCUGCGUUACGUCGCCAGCGCCGUUUUCGGAGUCAUCGGCAGCCAGAAAGCAAACAUCUCAUACGUGACACUCCGAGGAGGCGAGCGAGGACGCUACGUCGCCGUGGCAGCAUGUGAACACGUCUUCAUCUGGGAUGUUCGGAAAGGAGAGAAGGUUCUGAUCCUUCAGGGACAGAAACAUGAGGUGACCUUCAUCUGUCCUUCACCUGAUGGAGUCCACGUCGCCGUCGGUUACGAGGACGGCGCCGUGAGGAUCUUCAGCCUCCUGAACGGAGAAACCAACGUCUCAUUUAACGGCCACAAGUCGGCCGUCAGCAUCAUUCAGUACGACGCCCUCGGAGCUCGACUCGUCACCGGUUCUAAGGACACGGAUGUGAUCGUUUGGGACGUGAUCAACGAGUCUGGACUCUACAGACUGAAAGGACACAAAGACGUCAUCACUCAGGCUUUAUUCCUGAAGGACAAGAACCUGCUGGUCACCUGCUCCAAGGACAGCUUUGUGAAGUGGUGGGAUCUGGACACUCAGCACUGCUUUAAGACGCUGGUGGGACAUCGCAGUGAGGUUUGGGGCAUGGCGCUGCUGAACCGGGAGAACCGGCUGCUGACCGGAUCAGCUGACAGCGAGCUGCGAGCCUGGGACAUCCGCUACCUGGAGGAGGAGAAAGCAGAAGGAGAACCCAGAGUGAAGAAAGGAAAAACUCUGCUGGACGAAGACGAGGACGAAGGCAAACAGGAAGAGGAGGAUGAAAGUCUGGACGAGCGCAUCCUAAGCUGUAAAAAGGCCGGAUCGAUCCUGAGAGAAGCCAGAGAUCGAGUCGUUUCGCUGACGACAGACGCCAAAAACAGAAUCAUUGCCUGUCAUGGCAACGAUUCAGUGCUGGAGCUCUUCACUGUUCUGUCAGAGGAGGAAGUGCAGAAGAAGAUGACCAAGAAGCUGAAGAAAGCCAAGAAGAAGGCGGCAAAAUCUCAGGAGGAAACGGGAGAAGAAGCAGCAGAACCGGUGGUGGAGAAGAUGCUGAAGGACGAAAUCAUCAGACUGAUAAACAUCAAAGCUUCUGCUAAGAUCAGGUGGGUGGACUGUCUGUCCUGCGCCGGUGGAGAGCUGAAGGUGGCGCUGCUGCUGCAGAACAACACGGUGGAAACCUACAGCCUGAAGACUUCAGACAAAACCCCCACAGCCAAUAAGACGGCUCGGCUGACGCUGGGCGGCCAUCGCACCGACGUCCGGACGUUGGCCUUCAGCUCCGACAACCUGGCCGUCCUGUCGGCCUCCGGAGACACCGUCAAAGUCUGGAACAGGUCCACUCUGCAGGUGAUCCGGACCAUGGCCUGUGAAUACGCCCUCUGCUCGCUGUUUGUACCCGGAGACAGACAGAUCAUCCUGGGAACCAAGAGCGGGAAGCUGCAGAUCUUUGAACUGGCCUCUGGAAGCCUCCUGGAGACGGUAGACGCUCAUGAUGGAGCUCUGUGGUCGCUGUGUCUGGCCCCAGACCAGAGGGGGAUCGUCUCAGGAAGUGCAGAUAAAACAGUGAAGUUCUGGGACUUUGAGCUGAUAAAGGACAAAGAGUCUGGACAAAAGAGGCUGACGGUGAAACACACUCGCACUCUGCAGCUGGAGGAAGACGUUCUGUGUGUGAAGUUUUCUCCCGAUCAUCGUCUUGUGGCCGUUUCUCUGUUGGAUUGUACAGUUAAAGUCUUCUACACAGACACACUGAAGUUCUUCUUGUCUUUAUACGGACACAAGCUGCCGGUACUUUGUCUGGACAUCUCUCAUGACAGCGCUCUCAUCGCGACCGGCUCGGCCGACAGGAACGUGAAGAUCUGGGGUUUGGACUUUGGCGACUGUCACCGCUCCAUGUUUGCUCAUGACGACAGCGUCAUGUUCCUCCAGUUUGUCCCCAAGACUCAUCUGUUCUUCACGGCUGGAAAAGACAAGAAGAUCAAACAGUGGGACGCUGACAAGUUUGAGCACAUCCAGACACUCGAGGGCCACCAUCGGGAGGUCUGGUGUCUCGCCAUCAGCCCAAACGGCGACCAUAUCGUGUCGUCAUCUCACGAUAAGUCUCUUCGUUUAUGGGAGAGAACCAGAGAGCCAAUAAUCCUGGAGGAGGAGAGGGAGAUGGAGCGAGAAGCAGAGUUUGAGGAGAGCAUGGCCAAAGGAGACGUGCCAGUGGUUCCUGGAGAGACUCAGGGAGAAGCAGCACCAGCCGGGAAGAAAACCAUGGAGACGGUCAAAGCUGCCGAGCGAAUCAUGGAGGCUCUGGAGAUUUAUAAAGCAGAAGCCAGGAAAAUGGAGGAGCACAAAUACGCCUGUGAGCACGCAGGAAAAGAGCUCCCUCCACCCAAACCCAACCCCAUCCUGGUGGCCUUCAACGUUACGCCUUCCCGCUACGUUUUAGACGUCAUAAAGAAAGUCAGAUCGAGUGAGCUGGAGGUUUCUCUGCUGGUCUUACCGUUUCCGUACGUCCCAGAGCUGCUGCAGCUCUUCAGCAGCUACAUCCAGCAGGGUCUGGAGGUGGAGCUGGUCUGCAGAUGCCUGUUUUUCCUCCUCAAGAUCCAUUUCGGUCAGAUCUCCAGUAACCAGAUGCUGCUGUCCGUCAUCGAUGAGCUUCGGACCAACACGCUGUCAAAAAUCACCGAGAUCAGAGAUGUGAUGGGCUUCAACAGCGCCGCCCUGCAGUUCCUCCAGAGAGAAAUCGAGAGCAAAGAGGACGUGAUGUUCUUUGCUGACGCCACCGGAAAACUGGAGGAGAAGAAGAAGAAGAGGAGGAGGAGAGAGAGGGCCGUCCUCACCAUCGCCUGAAUAGAACGAACUUUAUUCUCAUUAUUCGUUUGUGUGUAAACAUCCUCAUCCAGAAAGUUUCACACUGUUUGUACGUCAUGAAGUGUUUUUCAUUUCCCAAAUAAACUGGAGAUUUUCUCACAGGUUUAA